Molecule: messenger RNA, 3223 nt
Organism: Papilio polytes (common Mormon)
Lineage: Eukaryota; Metazoa; Arthropoda; Insecta; Lepidoptera; Papilionidae
Gene: l(2)gl
Product: lethal(2) giant larvae protein
Exons: 27
Biological process (GO): establishment of spindle orientation; regulation of protein secretion; regulation of establishment or maintenance of cell polarity
Cellular component (GO): cytoplasm; plasma membrane; cortical actin cytoskeleton
Molecular function (GO): syntaxin binding; myosin II binding; GTPase activator activity
Source: RefSeq, a predicted model, not a curated record
UAGAGUAGCACUUUAAAGUCAGUCGGCUUUUCGAUGCCGGUCGGUAUAGUUGUGUUUAUAUUUAGUGUAGUAUGCAAUCAUAAUGGCUGGCAGAAUGCUAAAAUUCAUAAGAGGGAAGGGUCAACAGCCCUCUGCUGAACGACAGAAACUUCAAAAUGAACUGUUUGCCUUUCGCAAGACAGUGCAACACGGCUUUCCGCACAGAGCAUCUGCCCUCGCAUGGGACCCGCUACUCCGGCUCGCCGCUCUCGGCACCGCUACCGGAGCUCUCAAGGUCUACGGACGCCCCGGUGUCGAGUUGUACGGACAACACACGAACCCUGACUCCGCUGUUACCCAAAUACACUUCAUAUCUGGUACAGGUCGUUUAGUAUCACUAUGCGACGACAACAGUUUGCAUCUCUGGGAGAUAAACGAGAAGUCUUUAGUAGAGUUGAAGUCACAUACACUAGAGGGCAAGAACAAGAGGAUAUCCGCGCUUUGUGUGGAAGCCAGCGGCAAAGGACUGCUGCUGGGUACCGAGGCCGGCAACAUAUACACACUCGACCUCAACACAUUCACAUUGCACGAGGAUGUCAUAUACCAGGAUGUUGUUAUGCAAAAUUGUCCAGAAGAUUUCAAAGUGAAUCCGGGCGCAGUGGAGGCGAUAUGCGAACAUCCUAAAGUACCUACACGCAUCCUGGUCGGCUUCAACCGCGGCCUGGUGGUGCUGUGGGACCGCACUGCAGCCUCGCCUACACACACCUUCGUCUCCAACCAACAGUUAGAAAGUCUCUGCUGGAAUGAUGAUGGCGAACAUUUCACAAUAUACCAGGAUGUUGUUAUGCAAAAUUGUCCAGAAGAUUUCAAAGUGAAUCCGGGCGCAGUGGAGGCGAUAUGCGAGCAUCCUAAAGUACCUACACGCAUCCUGGUCGGCUUCAACCGCGGCCUGGUGGUGCUGUGGGACCGCACAGCCGCCUCGCCUACACACACCUUCGUCUCCAACCAACAGUUAGAAAGUCUCUGCUGGAAUGAUGAUGGCGAACAUUUCACAUCCUCACAUAACGAUGGUUCUUACGUGACGUGGGAGGUGGCAGGAGCGGCAAGCGACAGACCCUUAAAGGAACCCAUAACCCCCUACGGACCUUACCCCUGCAAGGCCAUCUCCAAAAUACUCAUCAGGACCAGUGUUGAUAAUGAAGAAAUCACCAUAUACGCCGGUGGCAUGCCUCGAGCUUCAUAUUCCGACAAAUAUACAGUGACAGUGCAGCAAGGCGACAAGCAUGUGGCAUUCGACUUCACAAGCCGUGUGAUCGACAUGUUCACGACGACGCCGGUGCCGCCGGACGGCGCGCCGCUGCAGGAGGAGCGGCCCGGCUCGCCCGCGCUGCUCGCGCACCACACCGUCAACCAAGUCGCCGCGGCACUGGUGGUGUUAGCGGAAGAGGAGCUGGUUGUGAUAGACCUGUGCGACGCGCGCUGGCGGCCGCUGCGGCUGCCCUACCUGGUGUCUGUGCACGCGUCGGCCGUCACCACUGCACAGCUCGUCGACAAUGUUGCACAUAAUGUGUAUGACAAUAUUGUUGCCGCGGGUCAGCAGCAGACGGAGAACGUGUACUCCGAGGGGGCGUGGCCUAUCUCGGGGGGCGUGUGCGAGGGCGUGUCGGGGGGCGCGGGCGAGCGGCAGCUGCUGCUGACGGGGCACGAGGACGGCUCCGUGCGCUUCUGGGACGUCAGCGGCGUCGCCAUGACACCGCUCUACAAGUAUACUACCGCGCAGCUGUUUAGCGGUGAAGAAAUAGGCGAGAAUAACGAUAGUCAAAAUGACGAGGAAGAAUGGCCGCCAUUCCGACGUGUCGGCACAUUUGACCCCUACAGCGAUGAUCCGAGACUAGCUGUUAAACGAGUUAUACUUUGUCCCUUAUCGGGUAUGCUUACGAUUGGUGGAGCGGCAGGACACAUCGUUGUAGCCAGCCUCAAGACUACCGCUAGCACUGCGGAAGUUAAAUCUAUGUCAGUGAACAUCGUGUCUGAUCGCGACGGCUUCGUGUGGAAGGGACACGACCAGUUGACACUCCGCGCCGGCACGCAUACCUUCCCGCAAGGAUAUCAGGCGAGCGCGGUUGCGCAGCUGUCUCCGCCGGCCGCGAUCACGGCGCUGAUCAUUCUGGUGCCGGAGACACACCGAUAUCGAGACGGAAAUCGUUCAAAAAAUCAUUCUGGUGCCGGAGAUACACCGAUAUCGAGACGGAAAUCGUUCAAAAAGUCCCUCCGAGAAUCAUUCCGACGUCUAAGGAAAGGCAGGUCGCAGCGGCGGCAGAACACUUCCAGCCCCACCUCCCAGUCACAACCUGCAGUAAAGAAGCCAGCGGACAAGAUAUCGGAAACAGAGGAGGUGAAGCCGAUAGAAAGGGCAGUGGAAGCGCGCUCCAAUGAUGAUGCGUUUGGCUCUAUGGUGCGCUGUCUGUACUUCGCUAGGACAUUCCUUAUCAAUACACAAAACUCGACGCCGACGCUUUGGGCGGGCACCAACAAUGGCACGGUGUACGCUUUCACGAUACACGUACCUAACACGAACAAGCGGAAAGAAGAGCCAGUAACGUGCCAAUUAGCAAAGGAAAUCCAACUGAAACACAGAGCUCCAGUUAUCGGCAUCACAGUGUUAGAUGGAGCCUCAGUCCCAUUGCCGGAUCCUUUAGAGGUGGAACGUGGUGUAUCCGCGCUGCCGGAGGCGGGCACUCACCGCGUGCUGAUCACCUCGGAGGAGCAGUUCAAAGUGUUCACGCUGCCUUCGCUCAAGCCACACAACAAGUACAAGCUGACCGCACACGAGGGCGCCAGGGUGCGUCGUACUGCGUUCGCGUGGUUCGAAUGUGCGUCUGGCGGGGAGACGCACCGCGAGUGGUGCCUGCUCUGCCUCACCAACCUCGGCGACUGCCUCGUGCUCAGCCCCGAGCUGCGCCGCCAGCUCAACGCCGCCGCCGUGCGCAAGGAGGACAUCAAUGGUAUUUCAAGUCUGUGCUUCUCGAAACGUGGCGAAGCUCUCUAUUUGCACUCGUCAUCUGAACUGCAGAGGAUUACGUUAUCUGCGACUAAGGUGACGAUAGCUCAGUGCCACAUUCUGCUGGCGCCGUGGGCGGCCGCGCUGCGCGGCCCAGCAGAGGAGACACCUCUAACUAACGGUGAACACAAGGAGGAGACGGCGGAGACGGUGCACGACGUGACGGCGGCGUCGGGGGACAUC